Messenger RNA from Trichomycterus rosablanca, 1642 nucleotides. Its product is annotated as G2/M phase-specific E3 ubiquitin-protein ligase-like. NCBI's taxonomy places the organism in Eukaryota, Metazoa, Chordata, Actinopteri, Siluriformes, Trichomycteridae. The transcript has 9 exons. Bases 90 to 1367 code for a protein of 425 amino acids. The record is from RefSeq and is a predicted model, not a curated record. Gene Ontology annotation, molecular function: ubiquitin-protein transferase activity.
AGCCACCUGUCAGAAGUGUGGAGUUGAAGUUCCCUUGCAGCUUCUGACUGAACACAUCAAGUCCUGUGGCACCAUUGAUAUUAGCAGUGAUGAUAACCUGCCUACUGAAAACAUGGAUAGCAGUGAGACUGAAGAAAGAAAAUCAGCUAUGCAGCAAUGUCCUGUCUGCACAAAAAUGUUUCCUUGUGACUUUAUCGAGGUACAUGCUUCUUCAUGUGGUGAAAGGCUGGUUAACUAUCAGUGACCCUGCCAGAGCUAUAUCUCAGUGUGCGGAUAAUUUUCUCCGUAUUCAUGAAAUGAAGAGUCCCCUGUUCCUUAGUAUGGACAUCAGAAAAAGCCCUACUGAACAGGACAUGGCCCUUAUCUCUUUUUACAAGAGGCCUAACGUGGAAUGGGCAAGACCCCUGAAUUGCAGGCUUGAAGGAGAUACUGCUGUUGGACAGGGUGUAACCCGUUUUUAUUUCUCAAGAUGCAUGGAAAAGCUCAAGUCUGGGUUUUGCAUAAAUUUUGGAAACUCCAAUGUUACAAUGCUAUUUGAGGGAGAGCCUGGACAUUUAGUCCCUUCAGCCUCUCAUUUUCUUGUGGACAGCGAUUUGUUCAUUGUUGCAGGGAGAAUGUUGGGCCACUCUUUUCUUCAUGGAGGGCCAUGCCUGUCAGGACUCAGCCCUGCUGUUGUUCAUGUCUUGCUUGGUGGGAGUCCUGAAACUGCAACUGUUACUUUAGAGGACUGUCCAGACCUGGAAAUCAGAGAAACAAUCAGGCUUCUUGAAGGGGUAUCCAAACUCUCAGAUAAAGAUAAAAAAACUGUCCAGGACUUGGCCUAUGCAUGGGACCUCCCUUGCCUAACUGAGAACAACAGAAGAUGGCUUUUUGAGAAGCUUCUGAUCCAUGCUGUUAUCGGACGUGUGACAAGACAAAUUAAGCAGCUAAGACGAGGUCUCAAAGAAACCCAGAUGUGGACAGUCCUAACCCAACGACCUGACACGGUGGCCUUGCUUUUUCCAAAACCAGGAGCAGACAGUUUCAGCCCUGAGGAACUUCUUCAGCGUAUCACAUGGCCUCGUGAUGAAGAUGAUGAUGACGACGAUGAUUAUUCAGGUGACACCAAAAGCCGCAUGUCAGGCUAUCUUCGAGAAUUCAUUGCCAAUGCAACAUCAAUUGAAUUGACUAAUCUGGUCAAAUUCUGGACAGGAUGGGAGAUUUUACCAACCAGUCUCACUGUAGAGGUAGUCAAGAGCAGAUACCCUACAGCUUCCACCUGCUUCGAGACCUUGCGCAUCCCGGGGAUUUACAGGGAUUACACGUCUUUUCAAAGUGACAUGCUGGCCUGUAUUUCCACUUGCCAGACGGGAUUUGGACUUGUGUAAACACUUGUGACAUGUUGGCCUGUAAUUUUUACUUGUGAGACAAGGUUUAAUUUUGUAACACAAGUUUAAGCUGUUAACCGUUCAGUUCAAUAUGUUAAGCUUAAAAACCUUUAUGCUGAAUUGUCAUAUUUCUUAAAAUUAACAGAAUGAUCACUUGAUGGGGAAUACAUAGCUUCUCCAAAAAAUUCACUGGGAGAUUUCCUAAGUUUUCAAAAAGGUCCUGGUUAAAAAUCUGUAAUCUCGAAUAAACAAUUUAAGCAGAACUUUAACAUCCA